This is a messenger RNA of Tripterygium wilfordii, 865 nucleotides long. Its product is annotated as general transcription and DNA repair factor IIH subunit TFB5-like. Lineage: Eukaryota; Viridiplantae; Streptophyta; Magnoliopsida; Celastrales; Celastraceae. The coding region runs from base 621 to 788 and encodes 55 amino acids. Gene Ontology annotation, cellular component: transcription factor TFIIH core complex; transcription factor TFIIH holo complex. The transcript has a single exon. The record is from RefSeq and is a predicted model, not a curated record. Gene Ontology annotation, biological process: transcription initiation at RNA polymerase II promoter; transcription by RNA polymerase II; nucleotide-excision repair.
UGAUUCAUGUUCCAAAUGAUUUUACAUCCAUUGAAGCUGUAACGACUCGAGCAUAGAAGAAUAUGAGAAGUGCAACUGCUAAUUUUGCUGAAAGAAUAUUCGACUUCGAGCUUUGCAAAAAGAAAAUUAGCUUAUUGAGCUCUACACAAUGUUUUUUCAUCAUAUAUUUAUUUAAGCAUCCCCAAGUUUUUGGCAUUAAGGCUUUGAUUGAUGGUGAUGAUGAGAUUAGGCUGUAGAGCAUCUUUGAACAUAUCAUCCAUGCAUUUCGAUUCUAUUUCGGUUCCCCUUGGCAGAUUGGAGGUUAGCUUCAUCUCAGUCUGCAACAUUUAGUGUAUCAACUCUUACCCUAACUGAUUAGGAGGGAGCAUUCCUUCUUUAGAAGUAGUUAGUUCGAUUCCUACCAAGCCCGUACAUGGAAUUAUCAUGUAUUUGCCUAACAAGCAUGGUUUGCGGGCUAUUGUGCAGGCUUAUAGAUUUAACCCGUGCACAUCCGAAGAGUUGUUGAUUAAACCUAUGCGCGUAGACAGGUCCCAAGAAGCAUUUCAUAAUCGUUCUCUCUUUCGUUAGCACGAGCCCAAGCUGAAGGGCUCAAGUCUCCUUUGUAUUGCAGUGACAUACCCAUGGCACAGUUCAUUAUCAACCUGAAUGCUUCUCUACCGGCUUCACAGAGGUUCAUCAUACACAUCUUGGAUAGCACUCACCUCUUUGUUCAACCUCAGGUGGCUGAAAUGAUCCGGAGUGCCAUUUCAGAGUUCAGGGACCAAAAUCCUUAUGAGAAGCCUGCUUAGCCUUUUUUUUUCCCCCUCGGAACGGCCAAGUGACAGCAUUGCUCGCUUGAGCUCAGUGUCAGGGUUAGAAACGAUAU